ACUUCACCGGCCUGAAUAUAGCUCCGAAGAUGUAUCCCAUCUGACAAUUCUGAAGGACCUAACAUGAAUGAUUUACGACAUCAUAUAGGCAUAGCUGUGACUUUGACUUUGACCGCGGCCCAACUAACCUAGUCCUCCACGCUUGCAAGACUUGCAUCUACUACUACCUAACAAGCACUUCUAUCCCGAAAUCGAUCACCAUGUCUUCAGACCCCUCUGUACCCGAUGCUCGCGCUGUCGCCGAGACCAUUGACUCGAAGGACCUUGUCUUCGGUCGUACAGUUGUCCCAGUUGUGGACCGAAACAAAGCACCCAAGAAGGGCAAGCUUGGCUUUGAAUAUGCAGAGCACUGCUUCAUUGGAGACGCGACCACCCUGACCCUCGCGAAUGGCGCAAAGGUUGCCGCUUCUGACCACAAGUUCCGGCUCAAAGAUCAGAUCAGUCUGACCUACGGCCAGAUCAACGGCCUUGCUGGGGACUUUUAUGGGACCUACGACCCUAUCAGUGACGGCAAAGACGACCAAGACCGCUCUGCGCGCUUCGUGCGAGCGUACAACACACUUGCUGAUGGUGGUCCCCGCCUGCCGAAGGAAGCGAUGGACAUCCUUGCGGUGUUGCAGGCGGAGGUCGAUGCAGUUAACAAAGCUCUCGCGAACCAUCAAGAUCCCUCUGUCGUCUACGCUCAGCUUCCCGAUGUGAGCGCAAAGUUGGAACUGAUCACUUAUGGGCGGAGUGGCAUACCUGCGUACCUUGGGCUAGCGCAGAUCAACUGGGACCAUUUUGGAGCGGAUGCGCGUACGGCAUAUAAUGCUGGACAUGCGACUGCGAUUCAGAAGGCGAUCAGUGGGGAUUUGGAUAGUGCGUACGCGAUGAAUGCGUUCGCUGAUCAUUUCCUGGAGGAUUCGUUCUCUGCUGGCCACCUCCGUACCCCGCGCCGACUCCUUCAUAGGAGCACGGAUAUUACAGCGGAUGCUUGUGCCAAGUUUAUGCACGAUGAGGACAACGCGAUCGGGAUAGAGGCGAAGAAUCCAGGAGGUCAGUCAUGGACGUUGUACGGGGACAAGCGCGCACUCGAUUCCGUCAAUGAGGACAACAAGACACGCUGUGUAGAUUCGGUGCAAGCCUCCGCAGACGAGAUCUACAAGGCGUAUCAGACCAAGCAGGCACCUUCGCCGGCCAACUACCAGGCGUGGACUUUUGCUCCCACGCUGGAGUCGGCGAACGCCCAUCAGACGCUAGCGACGCUUUUCACAUUCAAGAACGAGAGGCGCAAGGUGAUCGAGAAUCGGAGGCUGUGGAAUUUCAAGACCGACUGGUGGUUCUGGUCCACUGCGCUUGAAUGCAAGACUAGCGGCUGGUGGAACUACCCGAUUACGAUCAAUGGGGUGCAGAAUGUCCUUCCCUGGAGCUCUGUCGCCGUCACUACUCCGAGGGUGUGGCACAUUCACGUGUUCUACCAACAGCCCGGCGGUGGUAUACUUCAGAGUGAGCAUCUGGAUGGACUGUGGGGUGGCGGGCCCAGCAAGGAUCCCAUCUUCAAUGCUAUGUUGUUUACACCGUUGGCUGCUAUCAACUUCAAUGGUGGAAAAGAGGUUCGUGUCUACUACCUCGACGAGCAGUACAUCCUUCAGGAGUACUGCUACUCGGCCGAUCAAAGAAAAUGGUUCCCCGGAGAGCUGGGUAACAUGAAGAUCCAAGCAGCUACUAAUACGUCGAUCGCGGCUAUGCAGUAUGGCGACGACCGGGGAGGUGUCCACAUUCGCGUGUACUGUCAAGAAUUGGGUUCCGGUGCCAUCAAGGAAUUCUGCAAUGACGGCUAUUGGUUCAGGGGGGCGACCCUUCCGGUCGCUCUCAGUGGGUCAAGUCUCGCGGCGGUGGCCUACUCGUGGAGUGGUCUCCAGCUACGUGUCUACUAUCAGACCGACGACCUUUCCAUCAAAGAACAUUGCUUAAAUGAUAACAGUGGAUGGUUCCCAGGUCAUAAAUCGGACUUUGGGAAAGCUCCAGGAUGUGUCCCUAUCAGCGCCCUUGGUUAUGGUACGAGCGAUGGGGGCGCAGAACUGCAUGUGUACUGGCGCAACUUGGAAAACAAGAUCGUUGGAACGAAGAACACUGGCUCCUGGGGACUCGUCAACACGGUCGUUGGAGGUCUCAAACCUGGCACUCAGUUCGCUGCUGCUCAGUGGAGUAAUGGGAAGAAUCUGAGGCUUUACUAUCAAACUGCCGAUGAUUCUGUCUUGGAGAUGGUCAACGACAGUGGCUCCUGGGUGGGCGGAGCUACCGUUGGCAAUGCUCGUUAAACAGAUGGCAAGAUUUACUGCGCGG
Molecule: messenger RNA, 2325 nt
Organism: Desarmillaria tabescens
Lineage: Eukaryota; Fungi; Basidiomycota; Agaricomycetes; Agaricales; Physalacriaceae
Product: fungal fucose-specific lectin-domain-containing protein
Exons: 7
Coding region: 201-2300 (699 amino acids)
Source: RefSeq, a predicted model, not a curated record